UAGGAGAGGACACGAUUGAUUACAUGAUCACCGAAAAACACUCCACAACAAUAUUUCCCAUCUCCUUCUUCUUCACUCUCCAUGGCCUCACUCAUAAGACUCUCCAUUUCCCUCGACUCCUUCGAUUCAACCUCAAUCCCCACCCGCACCAUUACCUCCAUUUCCAAACCUCACCUCCGUCCUUCCAAAACAACCCCACACAACCCCAAAACCGACUCAAAAUCACUCAACACUACCAUUCGCGCAUUAACCAAGAAACAAGACUGGGAAGCCGCAGAGAAACUCGUUCGUCAAAUGAUGAUAUCUUCAGAUUCUUCCCAGCCACUAACCCAUCACGUUUUCAACUCACUCAUUUACGCUUCUUCAAAACGCGGUUUACUCAAAUUAGCUUCCAAAUGGUUCCGAAUGAUGCUCGAUUGUGGCGUUACUCCGAAUAUCGCGACGUUCGGGAUGUUAAUGCAGCUUUUCCAGAAGUGUUCCAACAUGGAAGAAGCGGAAUUUGCUAUGUCAGUGAUGAGAAGGUUUGGUGUGGUUUGUGAAUCUGCUUAUUCCUGUAUGAUUACUAUUUAUACCAGAUUAGGGUUUUAUGAGAAAGCUGAAAGUGUAAUUGAGUUGAUGAAAUGUGAAGUUAGGGUUUUUAAUGUUGAAAAUUGGUUGGUUGUUUUGAAUUGUUAUUGUCAGCAAGGGAAAAUGGUGGAUGCGGAACGGUUUUUCGAAGCGAUGCAAGAGGAGGCUGGGUAUGCUAUCUCGAAUGUUGUUGUUUAUAAUACUAUGAUAACUGGGUAUGGGAAGGGGUCGAAUAUGGAUGGUGCGGAGAGUGUGUUUUCGAGUUUGAGUACGAGAGGGAUUGAGCCGGAUGAAACGAGUUAUCGGUCGAUGAUUGAGGGUUGGGGUAGAGCGGGGAAUUAUGAAAAAGCGAGGUGGUAUUAUGAGGAAAUGAAGAGGUUGGGGUAUAAGCCGUAUUCGUCGAAUUUGUUUACGAUGAUGAAGUUGUAUGCGAAUGAGGGAGAUUUGGAUGGUGUGGUUGAGAUACUUGAUGAUAUGGUGAGAUGCGGAUGUCAUUAUUCUUCGAUAAUUGAUAUGCUUGUGAGUGUUUAUGAGAGAGCUGGGAAGGUUCACGAGUUACCGCGUUUGCUAAAAGGUUCUUUUUAUCGGUAUGUUUUGGUUAAUCAAAGCCGUUGUUCCACUGUGGUUAUGGCUUAUAUGAAGAACAAGAUGGUGGAUGAUGCAGUUAGAGUGUUGAGGGAUAAAAAAUGGAAGGAUUCGAGGUAUGAGGAUAAUUUGUAUCAUUUAUUGAUUUGCACUUGUAAAGAGGAAGGAUUGCUUGAGGAUGCUGUUGGAAUAUAUAAGCAGAUGCCGAAAAGGGACGAGGACGAGAAGAAGCUCAACAAGCACAUCAUUUGCACGAUGAUUGACAUAUAUAGUAUGGUGGGGAAUUUCAAAGAUGCGGAGAUGUUGUAUCUCAAGCUGAAGAACUCUUCAUCGCAUUCGUUGGAUGUGAUUCCGGUUAGCAUUGUCGUGAGGAUGUACGUUCGAGCUGGAUCUUUGAAAGACGCUUGUUCUGUUUUGGAUGAUAUGGACAAGCGACCUGAUAUUGUUCCGGACAUGUUAUUGUUGCGUGAUAUGUUGUGGAUUUAUCAGAGAUGUAACAGGGUCGAUAAAUUAGCACAAGUGUACUACAAGAUCUCAAAAGAUCGGUUGAAUUGGGACCAAGAACUUUAUAUUCGUGUCAUAAACUGCUGUGCUCAGGCCCUGCCGGUAGACGAGCUUUCCAGGCUUUUCGACGAGAUGCUGCAGCGAGGUUUCAUGCCCAACACGAUAACAUACAAUACCAUGCUUAAUGCUUUCGGUAAAGCGAAGCUUUUCAAGAAGGUAAGGAGGUUGUAUUUUAUGGCUAAGAAACAAGGCCUGGUGGAUGUCAUCACUUACAAUACUAUUAUAGCUUCUUACGCGAAAAAUAAGGACUUCACCAACUUGUCAAGAACUGUUCACAAGAUGCAAUUUGACGGCUUCUCAGUUUCUCUUGAAGCCUACAAUUCAAUGCUGGACGCAUAUGGAAAAGAUGGUCAAAUCGACGCGUUUAGAGCUGUCCUGCAAAAGAUGAAGGAAUCAAAUUGUGCUUCUGAUCUCUACACAUACAACACUAUGAUCAAUAUCUACGGUGAACAAGGAUGGAUUGAAGAAGUCGCCGGUGUGCUCGCAGAGUUGAAUGAAUGUGGACUUCGUCCUGAUUUGUACAGUUAUAACACAUUGAUCAAGGCAUAUGGAAUUGCAGGAAUGGUUGAAGAGGCUGUAGAUGUGAUCAAGGAAAUGAGAAAAAAUGGAAUAGAGCCUGACCAGAAAACAUACACUAAUCUUAUCAAUGCACUGACGCGAAAUGAUAAGUUUUUAGAAGCUGUUAAAUGGUCGUUAUGGUUGAAGCAGUUGCAAUUAUGACUUUCAUAAACCCAUUGACAUUUUUUAUAUGGUCCUGGAUUUUAUAUCCUUAUACUUUGAAGAUUGACCAUUGAGUCCUAUUUGAGUCUUAAGCAUUGACUUGUCUUGUGGGGUGGAAAAUCUCAAGUAUUCUCGAUAUUUGAUAACUGUGAUCGAAAUUCAUAUAUUGAAGACUUAAGCUGGUAUUCAUGACAGACAAUCAAUUCUGCAAUUGGCACGUGAUUGAUGUUAAAAUAUGUUAAAAUGGGCAGUGCAAGUUCACCAGUGAGCAUUGGACUUUUGUCCAGAUACUCUACAUCUCGCUGCUGGUGAUGAGAUGAAAGUGAUGUUGUUCCGUCUAUAUGGGCUAAUAAGGAGUUCAGAUGACAGGUUUGCAUUUUGUGAUAGAAAAUGGAAGUCAUGGAACUUUGCAUUUUGUGAGCUUGAACAAACACGAGUUGGGGAUGAUGAAAUCCUAAAUCCGAUAAUGAAGUUGGUCUGGAUUCCAUCAAAAGUAAAAUUAUUUUGCUGGAGACUUUUUUUGGAUUGGUUGUCCACAAGAUCACAGCUAUCUAAAAAAGGCAUAAUACUUAAUGAUCAUGAAAGGAUAUGUGCCCUUAGCUUCAACCAUGAAGAAGAUAGUUCACAUCUGAUGUUACAAUGUGUAAGCUCCAAACGUAUACGGCAGGAAAUCAAUGUAUGGCUUGAUUCCGACCUGAUAUGGCAGUAGAUAGCAGGGAGAAUUUUCUAAUAUCAUUCAAACUUCUCAAAGGCAAGGUAGACAAGAAUAGAGAAGGCUUAUAUGGAUGACUGUUUGUUGGUGUAUAUGGAGUGAUAGAAAUGCAAUUGUGUUUAAAGAUGAUGCAGGAGAUGUGAGUGGGGUGAUUUUAACAUAAAAUUCUGUUCAUGGAUGUGGCUUGUAAUAGAUUUUAAAUGUAAAUUAAAAUGUAACUUUUAUGAA
Molecule: messenger RNA, 3376 nt
Organism: Lathyrus oleraceus (garden pea)
Lineage: Eukaryota; Viridiplantae; Streptophyta; Magnoliopsida; Fabales; Fabaceae
Product: pentatricopeptide repeat-containing protein At4g30825, chloroplastic
Exons: 4
Coding region: 82-2436 (784 amino acids)
Molecular function (GO): protein binding
Source: RefSeq, a predicted model, not a curated record